Messenger RNA from Ostrea edulis (European flat oyster), 2131 nucleotides. RefSeq lists its product as uncharacterized. The transcript has a single exon. Lineage: Eukaryota; Metazoa; Mollusca; Bivalvia; Ostreida; Ostreidae. Bases 1053 to 1676 code for a protein of 207 amino acids. The record is from RefSeq and is a predicted model, not a curated record.
UCUUGAUUGAAAUUAGGUUGCUGUUCUCAAAGAAUAUUUGCUAGAUAGACAUAAUUAUGAUCACUAAUUUACAGAAUCACAAGCCUGAAAAUUAUGAGAUCUUAAUUAUUUUCUGGACUGUCUUAAUUGAGAUUAGAUUGCUGUUCUCAAAGAAUAUUUGCUAGAUAGGCAUAAUUAUGAUCACUGAUUUACAUAAUCAUAAGCCUGAAAAUUAUGAGAUCUUAAUUAUUUUCUGGACUGUCCAUUUUUUCAAAAAAUCAUUUUAAAGAAAAAUGGCCAAUCUACAGGUGCAAGUCAACUUUUUAGAGAACGGUAGAGGAGGAUUUUAUCUUCUUAAUGGUGGGUAUAAGUAUUCAGUGAGGACAAGACGCAACGACCGAACAUAUUGGAGAUGUGUAGACCGACAGUGCCCUGCUACAGUUGUUACAGUGGACAACAUCCUUGUGUCUUUUGGACGGCCUCACAAUCAUGAAGGGGACUUCAUUGGUUUGGCAGCAGAAUCCUUCGUCAGCAAAGUGAAGAAAAGAUGCAGAGAUGAAGCAGCACCCAUACCCUCUAUAUAUGAUGCAGAGUUAGGAGCACUGCGGAAUGCUGACUGUGAUGACACUGUGGUAGACAUGAUUAAACAGAUCCCUACUUUUCAAUCCUGCAAGUCUGUGCUGUGCCGUAGUCGAGGGAAAAUGAUGCUCAAACUUCCCACCACACAAGAGGAAAUCAACCUCCAGGAUUCAUGGACGGAGACCUUUUCCCGUGAGAGAUUCCUGUUAUGUGACGACAGAGAUGAAGCAGGAAACAGAAUAAUUGUGUUUGCCACUGAUGCCAAUCUUCAGAGACUUUGUGCCUCUUCAACUGUGUUUAGUGAUGGGACUUUUUAUUCCUGUACAUCUCUUUUCGCCCAGCUAUACACUCUUCAUGCAGAUGUUGAUGGAACAGUUUUCCCUCUUGUGUUUGCCUUGCUUCCCAACAAGACUGAAGCAACUUACAGACGUCUGUUUUCCCUGUUGAAGACCGCAGUCAAUGAACGACAUUCUGUGUUGACACCUGAAUCCUGAAUGAUCGAUUUUGAGGUGGCAGCCAGAAAUGCAGUGAAAGAUAACUUUCCAAACACAACCAUUCGCGGAUGCUUUUUCCACUACACUCAGUGCAUUUGGAGGAAAGUUCAAAACUGUGGCCUAACAACUGAGUUUAGAGAGAAUGAGGACUUCCAUCGCCUUGUGAGAAGAGCUGCCGUCCUCCCCCUGGUUCCAGAUCACCGUGUUGAAGAUGUGUGGUUCCAGGCCUUAGAGGAUAAUGAUGACAAUACCGAUGCCAUUAUGCGAUUCAAGGAUUAUGUGACAGAGACGUGGGUUGAGGGACAUCUUCAUCUUUGGAACCACUUUGAUCAUGACGGUCCAAGAACCACCAACGCAGUUGAGGAAUGGCACCACAAGUUUAACAGAAUGUGCAGACGUGCCCACCCAAAUAUCUUUGUGUUCGUAGAGAUGCAAAAAAAGGAACAAGCUGCAAAUGAGGCAAAGAUCAUUCAGAUUACAGCAGGAGGUGUCGUAUGUCCCAAAAAGAGGAAAUACCGCCAGUUGGAUUCUCGUCUACAGCGUCUCAAGGACAGGAUGCGUCAAGGUCAAAUGGACAUAGUAGCAUAUGCGGAUGCAGCUUCCCAUCUAAUUCAUUUCGAGUGAAUAGUGAUCAUGGUGAAAUGAUGUAAAUGUGUGGGUUUUUUUUUCGCGUGAACAGUAAUUGGAUUGUGAUGACUGUGGUUGUCGAUACAUGAUUUCUAUUUCAUUUGUGUCUCAUUUAUUAUCAUAUCUUAUAACAUUUUAAUAUGCAACAUUAAUAAAAUAUUAUUACUUUAUACAAGCACUUUUUAUUUCAUAUCAUGUAUUUUAGAGUUGAAAUAGUAUCUACCAUAAAUGUAAUUCUAAAUUGAGAUUUCAUGUAUAUUUGCAUGAUAAAACAAAAUAACUAAAUAAAUAUUUAAUGUUUAUCAUUUGAAACUUGGUAUUUUUUAGGUACAUUAAUGUUAAGCUAUAAUUUAAAGUAAUUGAUUUACAAAAUUAAGAUUAAAAAGACAAAGAAGACAAACUAUUAUAUAUCCAGCAAAAUAAAAUUCAUAAAUAGAAGGAAAACAAACCAG